CUCAAAGAUACAGACUGAUACAGACCGUUCCAUAUACAUCAUCCAAAACUGCCUAUUUUAGAGAUCACUUCCUGUAGUGUUGAUUAUAUUCCGGCGUGUAAUAACAUUUGGUUUUUGACACUUAAUCUUCAAUAACACAGUACAAAAACGUAUAGACAAGCUUUUAGACUUUAAAAAAAAUAUAAUUUACUAAAAUUGGAAAGUACAGGAACAUUUAAAGUAACGAAAUAAGCAUAACAAGUUUCUGCCAUGUCAAACUUACUUUUAAGACAAUUAAACAACAAAAUUCCUAGAAUAAACAAAAUUUUUGUUACUUCAUUAACACAUCAGAAAAGGCAUUUAAACUUAUUAGAAUUUCAAAGUAAGAAGCUCCUCGAUGAAGCAGGAGUAGCUAUCCAAAAAUUUCGGGUAUUGGACUCAAAAAAUGAUGAGAAAAUUUUAGAAGAUUUCAAUGUAAAGGAGUAUGUUAUCAAGGCACAAAUCUUGGCUGGUGGAAGAGGCAAAGGACAUUUUGAUAAUGGAUUCAAAGGAGGUGUUCACUUGACAACAGACAAAAAUCAGGCGCUAGAAUUGGUCAGUAAAAUGCUGGGACAUAAAUUAAUUACAAACCAAACACCAACUGAAGGAAUUGAAGUAAAGAAAGUCAUGGUUGCUGAUUCCGUCAAUAUUGUUCGUGAGACUUAUUUCUGUAUUGUGCUGGAUCGUGAGCAUAACGGGCCAGUAAUUAUAGCAAGUCCUGAUGGUGGAAUGGAUAUUGAAAAAGUUGCUAAAGAGACACCAGAACGAGUCAAGACUGUAGCCAUAAAUUCAGUUAAAGGAUUAUCACACGAAACAGCAGUUGAAUUAGCUCAAUUCCUUCAGUUUAAGGGUACAUUAGUAGAAAAGGCAGCACAUCAAAUUGAAAGACUUUACGAUUUAUUCUCAAAAGUUGACGCAACUCAAAUUGAAAUUAAUCCAUUGGCAGAGACAGACGACGAGCGUGUUAUUGCAGUCGAUGCCAAAUUAAAUUUUGAUGACAAUGCUCAGUUUAGACAAAAAGCCAUUUUCGAGAUGGAAGAUACGAGUGAGAUUGAUCCAAAAGAGGUGGAAGCAAGCAAAUAUCAACUUAAUUACAUUUCAAUGGAAGGAGGUAAUAUCGGAUGUAUGGUUAAUGGUGCAGGAUUGGCAAUGGCAACAAUGGAUAUUAUUAAGCUUCAUGGUGGUGAACCAGCAAAUUUCUUGGAUGUUGGAGGUGGUGCAAAAGAAGAUCAGGUCCUUAAAGCAUUCCAUAUCAUCACAAGUGAUAAAAGUGUCAAAGCAAUUCUCGUAAAUGUAUUCGGUGGAAUCGUAAAUUGUGCGACAAUAGCCAACGGAAUCAUUAAAGCAUGUCAAUCAAUCAAUCUUACUGUGCCUUUAAUCGUUCGUCUCGAAGGAAAUAAUGUUGAUGCUGCAAAAAAACUUUUAAGUGAGUCCGGUUUGAAUAUUCAAACUGCUGAAGAUUUAGACGCUGCAGCUAAGAAAGCAGUUUCAGCAAUAAAGUAAAUAGAAUAUCAUAAAUAAUGCAAUGUAUGAAAACGGGUAGAAGUAAAUAAAAGUUAUGGAAUAACUAUAACAUUUCAUGGCUUUUUGUUAUGACAUGACGGCGGUGAUUCUUUCUUUUCAUCUUCAAUGUACAGUCAUG
Molecule: messenger RNA, 1660 nt
Organism: Chironomus riparius
Lineage: Eukaryota; Metazoa; Arthropoda; Insecta; Diptera; Chironomidae
Source: the annotation of a GenBank genome assembly